AUGGAGGCAGAGAAAGACUCUGGAAGAAGAUUGCGCCCGAUUGACCGCCAGAGAUACGACGAGAACGAGGACUUGUCGGACGUGGAGGAGAUCGUCAGCGCCCGCGGCUUCAGCCUGGAGGAAAAGCUGCGCAGCCAGCUGUACCAGGGGGAUUUCGUGCACGCCAUGGAGGGCAAAGAUUUCAACUAUGAGUAUGUGCAGAGAGAAGCUCUCAGAGUUCCCCUGGUAUUUCGAGAAAAGGAUGGCCUGGGAAUUAAGAUGCCUGACCCUGAUUUCACAGUCCGAGAUGUCAAACUCCUAGUGGGUAGCCGGCGGCUGGUGGAUGUGAUGGACGUGAACACCCAGAAAGGAACGGAGAUGAGCAUGUCCCAGUUUGUGCGGUACUACGAGACGCCCGAGGCCCAGCGGGACAAGCUGUACAACGUCAUCAGCCUUGAGUUCAGCCACACCAAACUGGAGCACCUGGUCAAGCGGCCCACCGUGGUAGACCUGGUGGACUGGGUGGACAACAUGUGGCCUCAGCACUUGAAGGAGAAGCAGACGGAAGCCACGAAUGCCAUUGCAGAGAUGAAGUACCCGAAAGUGAAGAAGUACUGUCUGAUGAGUGUGAAGGGUUGUUUCACUGACUUCCACAUCGACUUUGGAGGCACUUCCGUUUGGUACCAUGUUUUCCGGGGUGGGAAGAUCUUUUGGCUGAUUCCUCCAACCUUGCACAAUUUGGCACUGUAUGAGGAGUGGGUGCUGUCAGGCAAACAGAGCGACAUCUUCCUGGGAGACCGUGUGGAGCGAUGCCAAAGAAUUGAGCUGAAACAAGGCUACACGUUUUUCAUCCCUUCCGGCUGGAUCCAUGCAGUCUACACUCCCGUAGACUCUCUGGUGUUCGGCGGGAACAUCCUGCACAGUUUCAACGUGCCCAUGCAGCUGCGGAUCUACGAGAUCGAGGACAGAACGCGGGUGCAGCCAAAAUUCCGUUACCCCUUCUACUAUGAGAUGUGCUGGUAUGUCUUGGAGAGAUACGUGUACUGUAUGACCCAGCGGUCCUACCUCACUCAGGAAUACCAGAGAGAAUCAAUGCUUAUUGAUGCCCCAAGAAAGCCCAGCAUAGACGGCUUCUCGUCUGAUUCCUGGCUGGAGAUGGAGGAGGAGUCCUGUGAGCAGCAGCCUCAGGAGGAGAAGGAGGAGGAGGAGGAGGAGGAGGAGGGGGAGGAGGGUGCAGAGAAGACCCCCAGAGCAUCUGCCGACGGCCCUGCCUCACCCACCAGCGCCCCGGCCGAGGACCAGGAGGCCCCCGGGAAGAAGCCCAAAGCCCCUGCCAUGCGGUUUCUCAAAAGGACUCUGUCGAACGAGUCAGAGGACAGCGUGAAGUCCGCCACGAUGCCCGCCGACUACCCCAAGACGCCCACGGGCUCUCCUGCCACUGAGGUCUCUGCCAAAUGGACCCACCUCACCGAGUUUGAACUGAAGGGCCUGAAAGCUCUGGUGGAGAAACUUGAAUCCCUCCCGGAGAACAAGAAGUGUGUCCCCGAGGGCAUCGAGGACCCCCAGGCCCUCCUGGAGGGUGUGAAGAAUGUCCUGAAGGAGCACGCGGAGGACGACCCCAGUCUGGCCAUCACUGGGGUCCCUGUAGUCACUUGGCCAAAGAAGACUCCAAAGAACCGGGCGGUAGGUCGGCCCAAGGGGAAGCUGGGUCCGGCCUCCGCGGUGAAGUUGGCCGCCAACCGGACCACGGCGGGAGCUCGCCGGCGCCGGACGCGAUGCCGCAAGUGCGAGGCCUGCCUGCGGACGGAGUGCGGCGAGUGCCACUUCUGCAAGGACAUGAAGAAGUUCGGGGGCCCCGGGCGGAUGAAGCAGAGCUGCAUCAUGCGGCAGUGCAUCGCGCCAGUGCUGCCCCACACCGCCGUGUGCCUGGUGUGUGGCGAGGCAGGAAAAGAGGAUACCGUGGAAGAGGAAGAAGGCAAGUUUAACCUCAUGCUCAUGGAAUGCUCCAUCUGCAAUGAAAUCAUCCACCCUGGAUGCCUUAAGAUUAAGGAGUCAGAGGGCGUGGUCAACGAUGAGCUUCCAAACUGCUGGGAGUGUCCCAAGUGUAACCACGCCGGCAAGACCGGGAAACAAAAGCGUGGCCCUGGCUUUAAGUACGCCUCCAACCUGCCCGGCUCCCUGCUCAAGGAGCAGAAGAUGAACCGGGACAACAAGGAAGGGCAGGAGCCUGCCAAGCGGAGGAGUGAGUGUGAGGAGGCACCCCGGCGCAGGCCCGACGAGCACCCCAAGAAGGUGCCCCCCGACGGCAUCCUGCGCCGAAAGUCGGACGACGUGCACCUGAGGAGGAAGCGGAAAUACGAGAAGCCCCAGGAGCUGAGUGGACGCAAGCGACUAAAACCUGGCAAAGAAGAUAAGCUUUUCAGGAAAAAGCGGCGGUCCUGGAAGAACUCCGAGGACCGGAUAACUCUGGCCAACAAGCCUCUCCGGCGGUUCAAGCAGGAACCAGAGGAGGACCUGCCCGAGGCGCCCCCCAAGACCAGGGAGAGCGACCACUCUCGCUCCAGCUCCCCCACCGCCGGGCCAAGCACUGAGGGUGCGGAGGGGCCCGAGGAGAAGAAGAAGGUGAAGAUGCGGCGGAAGCGUCGGCUCCCCAACAAGGAGCUGAGCAAGGAGCUGAGCAAGGAGCUGAACCAGGAGAUCCAGAAGACGGAGAGCAGCCUGGCCCAGGAGAACCACCAGCCCAUCAAGUCGGAGCCUGAGAGCGAGAACGAGGAGCCCAAGCGGCCCCUGGGCCUCUGCGAGCGCCCCCACCGCUUCAGCAAGGGGCUCAACGGCACCCCCCGGGAGCUGCGGCACCAGCUGGGGCCCGGCCUGCGCAGCCCGCCCCGAGUCAUCUCCCGGCCCCCUCCCUCCGUGUCCCCGCCCAAGUGCAUCCAGAUGGAGCGACAUGUGAUCCGGCCGCCCCCCAUCAGCCCCCCGCCCGACUCGCUGCCCCUGGAUGACGGGGCGGCCCACGUCAUGCACAGGGAGGUGUGGAUGGCCGUCUUCAGCUACCUCAGCCACCGAGACCUGUGUGUCUGCAUGCGGGUCUGCAAGACCUGGAACCGCUGGUGCUGCGAUAAGCGGUUAUGGACCCGCAUCGACUUGAACCACUGCAAGUCCAUCACGCCCCUGAUGCUAAGCGGCAUCAUCCGGCGACAGCCUGUCUCCCUGGACCUCAGCUGGACCAAUAUCUCCAAGAAACAGCUGAGCUGGCUCAUCAACCGGUUGCCUGGGCUCCGAGACUUGGUGCUGUCUGGCUGCUCAUGGAUCGCAGUCUCCGCCCUCUGUAGCUCCAGCUGUCCGCUGCUCCGGACCCUGGAUGUCCAGUGGGUAGAAGGACUGAAGGAUGCCCAGAUGCGGGACCUCCUAUCCCCGCCUACAGAUAACAGGCCAGGUCAGAUGGACAAUCGGAGUAAGCUCCGGAACAUCGUGGAGCUGCGUCUGGCCGGCCUGGACAUCACGGACGCCUCCCUGCGGCUUAUCAUCCGCCACAUGCCCCUGCUCUCCAAGCUCCACCUCAGUUACUGUAACCACGUCACUGACCAGUCCAUCAACCUGCUCACUGCUGUGGGCACCACCACCCGGGACUCCUUAACUGAAAUCAACCUGUCAGACUGCAAUAAGGUAACUGACCAGUGCCUGUCUUUCUUCAAACGCUGUGGGAAUAUCUGUCACAUUGACCUGAGGUACUGCAAGCAAGUUACCAAGGAAGGCUGCGAGCAGUUCAUAGCUGAAAUGUCUGUUAGUGUCCAGUUCGGACAAGUGGAAGAAAAACUCCUGCAAAAACUGAGUUAG
Rangifer tarandus platyrhynchus (Svalbard reindeer) is the source of this 3816-nucleotide messenger RNA. The record is from the annotation of a GenBank genome assembly. NCBI's taxonomy places the organism in Eukaryota, Metazoa, Chordata, Mammalia, Artiodactyla, Cervidae.